AUGUACGAUCUGGAAAAGAAGAUAAACGAAGCUGUGUUUCCAGGGUUACAGGGUGGACCACAUAACCAUCAAAUAGCUUCCGUUGCAGUAGCCUUAAAACAAGCAUCAUUACCAGAAUUUAUAGAAUAUCAGAAGCAGACUAUGGCCAAUGCUAAAGCCAUGUCUAAAGCCUUAAUUGAUAGAGGCUACACUGUUGUGACAGGAGGAACUGAUACUCACCUGGUCUUAGUUGAUAUGAGACCCCAGAAAUUAGAUGGCGCCAGAUCAGAGAAAGUAUUAGAAGAAGUUGGAAUUGCCUGCAACAAGAACACCUGCCCGGGGGAUAAGAGUGCCUUGAAACCCAGUGGAUUGAGAUUGGGAACCCCAGCUUUAACUUCUAGAGAUAUGAAAGAGAAAGAUAUCGUUCAAGUAGUUGAAUUUUUCCAUCAAGGUUGGUUUUUGAUAAAUAUCUAG
Molecule: messenger RNA, 453 nt
Organism: Lottia gigantea (owl limpet)
Lineage: Eukaryota; Metazoa; Mollusca; Gastropoda; Lottiidae
Exons: 3
Coding region: 1-453 (150 amino acids)
Biological process (GO): purine nucleobase biosynthetic process; protein homotetramerization; folic acid metabolic process
Cellular component (GO): nucleus; cytosol; cytoplasm
Molecular function (GO): glycine hydroxymethyltransferase activity; protein homodimerization activity; mRNA 5'-UTR binding
Source: RefSeq, a predicted model, not a curated record